Messenger RNA from Bombyx mandarina (wild silkworm), 1510 nucleotides. Its product is annotated as forkhead box protein N3. The record is from RefSeq and is a predicted model, not a curated record. Gene Ontology annotation, molecular function: cis-regulatory region sequence-specific DNA binding; DNA-binding transcription factor activity. Gene Ontology annotation, cellular component: nucleus. Lineage: Eukaryota; Metazoa; Arthropoda; Insecta; Lepidoptera; Bombycidae. Gene Ontology annotation, biological process: regulation of DNA-templated transcription.
GGUGUUGCGGAAGGUGUUUUGUUGAGUGUUGAUCACAAGUACGGAGGUCGCGGAAUGCUGUUUAUUUACAGUUAUUAAAUCCUGUUCAGUGCGUCUAACAAAAUAAUACAACACAAAAUGGCGCCAAUGCGCGGCGAACGUGGCGGGUCGCCGGCCCGAGGCGUUCGCGCGUCACUGCCGCUGCCCCGCCGGCUCAUCAGGCAGAUCGCGAGGCACGUCGCCUCCAGCGGCCGCUCGCUCAGGCGCCUCGAGGUCUCCGGGCGGGUCAUCGACAACUUCGACGACAUCGAGGGCGCUUCCGAUGACUCGGACAUGGAAACAUCGCAACCCGCGGUUGCAUGUGGAGGGAAUGCCGGUAACUUGCCUCCAGCGGACAACGACGACGAUCUCACCAGCCUCAGCUGGCUACAAGACAAGAACCUUCUCAGAGGUAUAAACUUAACAAAAAGCGACAUUGAAGACACGAAAACGAUGGGCAGUCAAAUCAUUCUAAAGACAGAAUCGAAAACUCCGCCGCCCGUAGUUCGGCCCCCCUCGCCCCCGCGUACUCCGGUAAAGGCUCCCCCCUCGCCCCCGGCGGUCACGCACACGAAGCCCCCGUAUUCGUUCUCGUGCCUCAUAUUCAUGGCGAUCGAGGCGGCGCCCGCGCGGGCCCUGCCGGUCAAGGAGAUCUACGCGUGGAUCAUCAAGCACUUCCCGUACUUCAAGCACGCUCCCCAGGGCUGGAAGAACAGCGUGCGACACAAUUUGUCGCUGAAUAAAUGUUUCCACAAGGUGGCAGCAGCGCCUGGUCUCGGGAAAGGAUCGCUGUGGACGGUCGACCCCCAGCACCGCGCUUCCUUAAUACAGGCGUUCGGUCGUCAGCCGGCUCCGACCCCGGCGGGCGCGGCGGAGCCGAGCGGCGGCAAGAACUCGCCGGAUCCGACGCUGUUCCCAUACCUGGCGCGGCGGCUCGCGGCGGAGCCCGGGGCCGACGAGUACCUGGCCGCCGCCACCGUGCUCGCCAUGAAGUACGGACCCUCGGUACUCGAACAGUUGCCGCCGGCCGCGUCGCUGGUGAUCUCGCGGUGCACGCGCGACGAGCACUCGUACAGCGGCGGGGGGGGCGAGGAGCGGCGCACGGCGGAGGCGCUGCUGCACCUCGCCGGCCUGCCCCCCUCCCCGGCCCUCGCGCCCAGCUAGCGCCCCCCGCCCCCGCGCUAGUGCAGCCUACCUCCGACUGUCUGCGCCCGCGUCGCCAGCCACUCUCGAUCAUCCUCCACCCUUGUUCUUAUUAGAAACUGGGGUUCUUGACAAGUUGGAACUGUCCUUAAUUUACAGAUGAACAUACAUUGUUUAAAAUCUACUAAUUUUUUUUGCUUCCAAUGCUGAUAGCCUUGAUAUAAUUGAGGCCGUCAGCGCAAAAGUGGCUUAACCCACAGUUUUUCACAUUCGUGCUUAUUUAAAUUGUAAUAUAUUUAAAACAUAAUAUUUUUUUAUGCAAAACUGCCCUAUCCAUAGUUUCAGCCAU